Molecule: messenger RNA, 3506 nt
Organism: Glycine soja
Lineage: Eukaryota; Viridiplantae; Streptophyta; Magnoliopsida; Fabales; Fabaceae
Product: dynamin-2A-like
Exons: 22
Coding region: 436-3180 (914 amino acids)
Cellular component (GO): membrane; microtubule; cytoplasm
Molecular function (GO): GTPase activity; GTP binding; microtubule binding
Source: RefSeq, a predicted model, not a curated record
AAAACUGCGAGAGUCGCAUACAUAGAGACUAGAGUAGAAGGAUGGCAUGAACAAAAUUUAAAUUGAUCGAAUUACGCGAUGAUAUUGACAUGAUUACCACACCCAAAAAGAAAAGGAAAAUAUGGACAUGAUUAGGCUUUUGUUUGUUUGUUUAUCAAGGUUAUUUUUGGGCAUGGCCUAAGGUGUUUUAGAAGUGCGAUAGAGCAAGUUGUUAUUUUACUGAAAGUGAUUUUUGUGGUAAUAGAAAUACAAUAGAGGGAUGCAAUGCAAUGCAACAAGGAAGAAGAAAGUUGCAAUCCAAUCGCAAUCGCACUUGGUUUGGUACGGUGAUUUAAUUUGAGUUUGGUUAAGAGUCUCAUCGUAGUGUGUCAUUGCAUUUGCAACCGAAGAAUCAAAUCAAAUCGGUGGCCGGAAACUUAAGUUGGUUCAGAUCCGAUGGAGGCAAUCGAAGAUUUGGUUCAGCUCUCCGAUUCUAUGCGCCAAGCCGCCGCCGUCCUCGCCGACGAAGAUGUCGACAACUACAAGCGCCCUUCCACUUUCCUCAAUGUCGUUGCGCUCGGCAAUGUCGGUGCUGGAAAAUCUGCUUCCUUGAAUAGCCUCAUUGGACAUCCUGUUUUGCCAACUGGUGAGAAUGGUGCUACCAGGGCUCCCAUUAGCAUUGAAUUGAAUAGAGACACCUCUUUAAGCAGCAAGUCAAUCAUCCUGCAAAUUGACAAUAAAACUCAACAGGUUUCUGCAAGCGCCCUUCGGCAUUCUCUACAGGAUAGACUAAGCAAAGGUUCAUCUGGUAGGAGUCGUGAUGAAAUAUAUCUCAAACUACGUACCAGUACAGCACCUCCAUUGAAAUUGAUUGACUUGCCUGGAUUGGACCAGCGGAUAGUGGAUGACAAAAUGAUCAGUGAAUAUGUUGAGCACAAUGAUGCUAUUUUGCUGCUAGUAGUCCCUGCUGCUCAGGCGCCAGAAAUUUCAACAUCACGAGCCCUUAGAGUAGCAAAGGAGUAUGACGCAGAAUCCACCAGAACUGUUGGCGUUAUCAGUAAAAUUGAUCAAGCUUCUUCGGAACCAAAAGCCCUUGCAGCGGUGCAGGCUCUCCUAUUGAACCAGGGACCGCCUAAAACCUCUGAUAUUCCAUGGGUUGCUUUGAUAGGGCAAUCUGUUUCUAUAGCUUCUGCACAGUCUGGGAGUGGAGCAUCCGAGAAUUCAUUGGAGACUGCUUGGCGUGCUGAAACUGAAAGUUUGAAAUCAAUAUUGACUGGAGCCCCUCAAAGCAAGCUAGGUAGAAUUGCUUUGGUUGAGUCUCUUGCUGGACAGAUUCGCAAUCGUAUGAAGCUUAGGCUUCCAACUCUCCUCACUGGUCUUCAGGGAAAGUCUCAAAUUGUUCAGGAAGAGUUAGUGAAGUUUGGUGAACAAAUGGUUAGUAGUUCUGAAGGUACAAGAGCUCUAGCCUUGCAGUUGUGCCGUGAAUUUGAGGACAAAUUUCUUCAACAUCUUACUGGAGGCGAGGGUAAUGGUUGGAAAGUUGUUGCUAGUUUUGAAGGGAAUUUUCCUAACAGAAUCAAGCAACUUCCUAUCGACAGACACUUUGACAUAAACAAUGUCAAGAGGAUUGUCCUUGAAGCAGAUGGAUAUCAACCUUAUCUUAUCUCUCCAGAGAAAGGUUUGAGAUCCUUAAUUAAAGGCGUUCUUGAACUGGCAAAGGAGCCAUCACGACUGUGUGUUGAUGAGGUGCAUCGUGUGCUUGUGGAUCUUGUUUCUUCUUCUGCAAAUGCAACGCCUGGUCUUGGAAGGUAUCCUCCAUUCAAGAGAGAGAUUGUGGCAAUUGCAAGUUCAGCCCUAGAGGCAUUUAAAAAUGAAUCCAAAAAAAUGGUGGUUGCACUAGUUGAUAUGGAGCGUGCAUUUGUUCCUCCCCAACACUUUAUUCGUUUAGUGCAGAGGCGAAUGGAAAGGCAACGCCGAGAAGAAGAGCUAAAGAACCGGCCAUCCAAAAAGGCACUUGAUGCAGAACAGUCAAUUCUAAAUAGGGCAACUAGUCCUCAAACAAGUCAACAAAGUGGGGGGAACUUAAAAUCGAUGAAAGAGAAAUCCAGUCAGCAAGACAAGGAUACACAAGAGGGAUCUGGCUUGAAGACUGCAGGGCCUGAAGGGGAGAUAACUGCAGGAUAUUUGUUGAAAAAAAGUGGAAAAGGUAGUGGUUGGAGCAGACGAUGGUUUGUUUUAAAUGAGAAGACUGGCAAGCUUGGAUACACCAAAAAACAAGAAGAGAGACAUUUCCGAGGAGUAAUUACGUUAGAGGAAUGCAAUAUUGACGAGAUUUCUGAUGAUGAUGAAGCCUCCACAAAGAGUUCCAAGGAUAAAAAGUCAAAUGGACCUGAUUCUGGAAAAGCAUCAAACCUUAUUUUCAAGAUUACAAGCAAGGUCCCUUACAAGACUGUUAUGAAAGCUCAAAGUGCAGUUUUGUUAAAGGCUGAGAGUAUGGCAGAUAAGGUUGAGUGGAUCAACAAGUUAAGAAGUGUUGCACAGGCUAAAGGAGGUCAAGCCAUUGGUGAACCUAGUUUUCCUAUGCGACAAAGCCUUUCUGAUGGUUCUCUUGAUACGAUGGCCAGAAAACCUGCAGAUCCAGAAGAGGAGCUCAGAUGGAUGUCUCAAGAAGUGCGUGGUUAUGUUGAAGCUGUUCUUAACAGCCUCGCUGCAAAUGUUCCAAAAGCAGUUGUUCUUUGCCAAGUAGAGAAAGCCAAAGAAGACAUGCUCAACCAGCUAUACAGUUCCAUCAGCGCUCAAAGCUCUGCAAAAAUUGAGGAGCUGCUCCAGGAAGACCACGAUGUCAAGAACAAAAGGGAGAGAGUUCAGAAACAGUCUUCCCUUCUUUCAAAACUCACUAGGCAGCUUGGUGUCCAUGACAACAGAGCGUCUGCAGCAUCCAAUUGGUCUGAUAAAGGGAGUGCAGCAGAAAGCAGCCCAGGAAGCUCUGGACCCUCAUCAGUUGAUGAUUGGAGGUCUGCAUUUGAUUCUGCUGCCAAUGGUCCAAGCGACUUGCCGUCUAGGUAUGGUUCUGGUGGUCAUAGUAGACGAUACAGUGACCCAUCCCAAAAUGGUGAUGUGAGCUCAGGCUCAAAUUCUAACAGUCGUCGGACGCCGACUCGGUUGCCCCCUGCUCCCCCGCAUUCUGGUUCAAGAUAUUAAAUGACGCCACAUAUGGUUUUAAUCAAAAUUAUGCAUUCUUGUCGGAUGAACACUUUCAGUUUUUUCUACUUAUAUCGAGACUGUCCCACCUCCUUUUAGACUUUAGUCGGAAUGUUUUAGUUUUGUAGAUAAGGAAAGUAUUGCUAUCACAUUCAUCUUCAGGUCAUACGCAGUAUGCGUCCAAUUUUAUUCCCUUACUGGGUAUGUGGGGGCAUUGUUGGGUGAGAUGAUUUUGCCUGCCCAACAUUCUUUUUCCUCUUACAAAUGUAAUUGUUUUGUAUGCAAUGUGAUUAUCAGCAUUUACAGAAAUCCGCAUUAAUCGCGAC